Messenger RNA from Scleropages formosus (Asian bonytongue), 2964 nucleotides. RefSeq names its product SRY-box transcription factor 4b (gene sox4b). Gene Ontology annotation, molecular function: RNA polymerase II cis-regulatory region sequence-specific DNA binding; DNA-binding transcription activator activity, RNA polymerase II-specific. Gene Ontology annotation, cellular component: nucleus. The transcript has a single exon. The record is from RefSeq and is a predicted model, not a curated record. Gene Ontology annotation, biological process: brain development; camera-type eye morphogenesis; positive regulation of transcription by RNA polymerase II. Bases 888 to 2066 code for a protein of 392 amino acids. NCBI's taxonomy places the organism in Eukaryota, Metazoa, Chordata, Actinopteri, Osteoglossiformes, Osteoglossidae.
GCGUAAUGUAUUUCAACGGACCACUUCUGAAAUGGAAAAAAGUAUACAAGCAUGAACUGUAAAGAAAAACACAAUACACGCGUGUCCCUUUAAAAGUGAGUUUGCAGCGCGUACUGGAAUGAGGUCAGACACGAAGCUCCUCAUUGCACGCGCCGAUUAUUAUUAGGCUGCGCUCUCCGCCAAUAGGCGCGCAGCGGGCGUGGCCGCUGGCGCGAGAGAGGCCGGAGACAGCUGCCGAUUGGCUCCGCUCCGUCGCCAUUAUAUCUCUGGGAAAGGAUAAAGCAGCGCGAGGCGGAACUGUUGUCUGCUGUAACGCGCGGCGGCUGUGGAUGGAAAGCGGGACGUAGAAACGAAAGCGUGUGUUGCGCGCGCGCGUGUUAUCUUUUCCCUCCCCUACAAACCGCCUGCUCUUCCCGCAUGGUGCAGAAGGAGAGGGGAAGGCUAAUGCAAAAAGAGACUCGUGUUAUACUUUGGAAAACUCGAAGAAAGCUGCGCCGCGUGCGCUGUCGCGCUCUUGCGCGAGACCGUAUAACUUCAUAAUAAGUGCUUGUACAAGAGAGUCAGACUCAAGACUGACAUACAGAUCUUGUUUGGGAAUUAGGAUUUUUCUUUAACUUAAAAAGAAAAACGGUCCCUGGAAACUGUGAGCUUUUUCCUCUCUUGAACCCUACAAGGAACUUUUUUUUCGUCUUUAAAAAGUGCUCCAAAUUGUCGUUCGAACCCGUUGCCGCUGUGCCACUCUCAGGACUGAUAUAAGUUGAAACCGAGGGCGCAGAGAAGUUGAGCGCACGCCACGAGCUCCUCGGCAACCGCGAGGCGCACGCACGCUUGCGCUGCCGCCUCAUCCAGCCGGUGCGCGCUCGCGCUCGCACCCGCAUCCGGGCCCCAUGGUGCAGAAAACGAGCGGCGCCGAGAGCGCGGAGGCACUCUUCGCGGGGGAGUCCACGGAUUCGGCGGCCGUGGACGCGGACGCGGCUUCCUCCCCGGCGCCGGGCUCCACGGCGCACGCGGGCGACAAGCUGGACCCGGGCUGGUGUAAGACUCCCAGCGGUCACAUCAAGCGGCCCAUGAACGCGUUCAUGGUGUGGUCGCAGAUCGAGCGCCGGAAGAUCAUGGAGCAGUCGCCGGACAUGCACAACGCGGAGAUCUCGAAGCGCCUGGGGAAGCGCUGGAAGCUGCUCAAGGACAGCGACAAGAUCCCGUUCAUCCGCGAGGCGGAGCGCCUGCGGCUCAAGCACAUGGCCGACUACCCCGACUACAAGUACCGGCCCAGGAAGAAGGUCAAGUCCGGCGGCUCCAAGGCGGUGGAGAAGGGGAGCGGCAGCCCCGGCUCCGCAUCCAAGCCCCCGCUGAAGAAGAGCGGCGGCGGGGGCGGCUCCUCCAAGUCGGGCAAGCCGCACAAGGUGGUGGUGGGGACUCCGCGAGGCGCGCUGCCGGAGCAGACCCCCAGCCCCGCGGGAGCAGACCACCACACUCUGUACAAGUCCAAGUCCGUGUCGUCGUCGUCGUCCUCCUCCUCCGCCAAGCAGGUGGACCGGAAGGCGAAGCGCGUGUUCGUCUUCGGCGGAGGGGGGGCGGCCGUGCCCUCGAGCCCCACUCUGAGCAGCUCAGCCGAGUCCAGCGACCCCCUCAGUUUGUACGAGGACGGGGCGGCUGGGGGCAAGGAGUGCGCUGAGGAGCCGCCCCCCCACGGCGCGUGCAAUACCAGCGAGCACCAUCAUCAUCACCACCACCUCCUCCACCGGUACGCCAGCGCGCGCGCCUCCUCGCCAACCCCGUCCGCGUCCCACUCCUCGUCCUCAUCGCACUCCUCCUCCUCCUCCUCUUCUUCCUCGGACGAAGAGCUCGAGGACGAGCUGCCGGACAUGAACGCGAGUCCCGGCUUCGAUAGCAUGUCGCUGGGCAGCCUGGGCUCGGCCGCGCUCGACAGGGACCUGGACUUCAACCUGGAAUCCGGCUCCGGCUCCCACUUCGAGUUCCCCGAUUACUGCACCCCCGAGGUGAGCGAGAUGAUCUCGGGGGACUGGCUCGAGUCGACCAUCUCCAACCUGGUGUUCACCUACUGAGCCCACGGCCGCGAGGGAAUAUACAUAUAUAUCCAUCUGUCUAUCAGUAUAUACGAUUUGCGCUGAAGAUCCCGGACAGGUGAGCUUGUUCGCACCUGGAGCGGACCGGUGUGUGCGGAGGACAGUCACAGCUGGAGCGACGGGAGCGCGCACGCUUUCUUUGCGUCGCAUUUCGAAGACUCCCGGACUGGAGCAGAAGUUACUUAGUAUCCUUCCGAAAGAAGAACGAGCUACAAAGUAUCCUUCAUGAAGACGAGAUGUUACAAAGUGUCAAGUGUGAAGUUGGAGGAGCGACCGGGGGUCCGGCUGACACGAAACACUCAGUCCGAACUGGAAAACUGUGAUUUUGCACGUCCGUGAUGAAGAGGAAGACGACGGUCGACUCCUUCUGAUAUACGAUCAAUUGUUCUUAAUAAAAGGACAUUUGAGGACUUUUAGUGGCCAAUGAACUUCUUUACAUAAGGGGUACAGAAAUAGGCUCUUAAAGCAGUUUUUUCUUUCUCAUCGUGAUGGAUUUUGUCAAGGUGGGUUGACCUUAAAAUAUUUGAAAACAAAAAAAGAAACGCAUGUUAUCCUGUCCUUUUUUUUUUUUUUUUUAAAUAAAACGGAUUCUGUUUAAAAACUGUCGGACAGUAAAAUAAGUGAGACUAGUGUUAGGGUUAUUUAAGUGGCUAGAUGGCGCUAUGUUUGAUUCCUAUGAAAUGGGGAGGAAAAAGAAAUCAAUCACCAGCUGUUUUCAUGAACUUCAGGAUUCAAACGGAACUCAAAAUCUGUGCUUUUAAACUUUAUACUUAAAACAAUUCAGGACCAAAAUUCUUUAGAGUUGGUUUCUCAGAUGUUAAAGUGGAGAGAAUUCUCACUUUUUUUAAAAAAAAAAAAAAACAUCUUUUUUUUUUUU